ACAUUGCUACGACAAAACGGCAAGCAGUGUAAUUAGAGAAAGAGUAUUAACCGUAAAGCUACCGUCGAUAUUGUUCGCCGGUGAUAUCUUCUCCGAUUCGCUCAACUCUCUUAAUAUCAGGUUUUCAAUAAGGAAUGGAAUCUGAUUGUUUGACACCAGAAUGGUCUUCUCAGCCUUGUCUAAUGGGUAUUGACGAAGCCGGGAGGGGUCCUGUUCUAGGUCCUAUGGUUUAUGGAUGUAUGUAUUGUCCCAUUUCCUAUCAGUCUUCUCUUGCUUCUCUCCAUUUUGCAGAUUCAAAGACUCUAAAAGAGGAGAAAAGAGAAGAGUUAUAUGAAAACUUAAAGCUUGACAAGUCACUUGGAUGGGCUGUUGAUGUCAUUGAUCCCAGAGAACUCUCAGCUAAGAUGCUCGCAAAAAACAAGACUAAUUUAAAUGAGAUUUCACAUAACUCUGCAAUGGGGCUAAUCAAAAGGGUACUAGACAUGGGAGUUCUUCUAACAGAGGCUUAUCUGGAUACCGUGGGAGAUCCCGAGAAGUACAGGAUAAAAUUGUCUGAGAGGUUUCCUUCGAUCAAGUUUGUCGUUUCAAAGAAAGCUGACAGUCUGUUUCCUAUUGUUAGUGGGGCAAGUAUUGUGGCUAAGGUGACAAGAGACAGAGCGUUGAGAGAAUGGUUGGUAGAGGAAACCGGAGAAGAUAUAAAUAGAAACUUUGGUUCUGGAUAUCCUGGAGAUCCUGAGACAAAGGCGUGGUUAGUGCAACACAAACAUUCUGUGUUUGGAUUCCCAUCACUGGUUCGCUUCAGUUGGGGAACUUGCACUACACAUUUGAAGGGCGAGGUUGAAGUUGCAUGGGAAGCAGAUGAAACCGAAGAGAGUGGUAAUGGAAGUAGCAGCAAACGACAAGCGAAACUAAGCAGUUUUGGGUUCAAAACAUGCGAUAAAAGGAGCGAAGAAAUCGAAUCAAGUGGUAAAGGGCGGUGCAAAUUUUUCCAAGCUCGCAAAAUCCAACAACUCACUCAGUUUUAGUCUCAGUACAAGACUGAAUCCAGCUUCUAGGAGAUGCCUUAGCUUAUAGUUUAUCUCUCUAAGUGAUUGUUGUUUCGUUUUUUCAUUUUGAACCCCUUCUGUUAAGAGGAGUUAUUUAUAACAUUUGUUUUACUAAUUUCAAGCCCGGCCUGCUUUGGUAUAAUCUCUUCAGCCAUGGACUAGACUAGACCGCCACUCACCCUGAGCCGGCCCGUGGUUAACCAUUUGUUUUCUGAGGAAGAACUUACCUUAAUACCUUUGCUUUCUUCUC
Arabidopsis lyrata subsp. lyrata is the source of this 1296-nucleotide messenger RNA. Its product is annotated as ribonuclease H2 subunit A. NCBI's taxonomy places the organism in Eukaryota, Viridiplantae, Streptophyta, Magnoliopsida, Brassicales, Brassicaceae. Bases 135 to 1025 code for a protein of 296 amino acids. Gene Ontology annotation, biological process: DNA replication, removal of RNA primer; mismatch repair. Gene Ontology annotation, cellular component: ribonuclease H2 complex. The transcript has 9 exons. Gene Ontology annotation, molecular function: RNA-DNA hybrid ribonuclease activity; RNA binding. The record is from RefSeq and is a predicted model, not a curated record.